Mangifera indica (mango) is the source of this 753-nucleotide messenger RNA. RefSeq names its product olee1-like protein. The coding region runs from base 72 to 602 and encodes 176 amino acids. The transcript has 2 exons. The record is from RefSeq and is a predicted model, not a curated record. NCBI's taxonomy places the organism in Eukaryota, Viridiplantae, Streptophyta, Magnoliopsida, Sapindales, Anacardiaceae.
AGUCUAAAUAGCCUUCCUCCAAACAAGUUGAUAUCUGUAUCCCAGUUUAAAAACACAGAGCAGGAAGAGGGAUGAAGUCCCCCAAGGCUGUAAUCAUCUUAGCUUCUGCUUUAUGCUUUUUGUCCUUCGUUGACUUGGCCUAUGGAGACGAUGACUACGAUGAUCCUAAAUUCGUUGUGGAAGGCAAAGUAUACUGUGACAAUUGCCGCGUUCAAUUCCUAACUCGUCUCACCAAAUUCAUGGAAGGUGCGACAGUUCGCUUAGAAUGCAAAAAACGCGGCAGCAAUGAUGUAGUUUCUAAGAUUGAAGGCAAGACUGAUAGCUCAGGAACUUACAAGAUUCCAAUCGAAGGAGAGCAUGAUGAAGAACUGUGUGACAUUAUACUGGUAUCAUCCAGCAUGUCCAAUUGUACUGAGAUUCCCAAAGAACUUCACGGCGAUAAUAAUGCUAGAGUUAGCCUGACAGACCACAAUGGCAUUGUUUCUAAGACUCGCAAGGCCAAUCCUCUUGGCUUUAUGACGAAGAAACCUCUCCCUGAGUGCUCUACUGUCUUGGAAGAGCUUGGAAUCUCUAAAAAUGAAACUAUUCCAAAGAACCGGUGAUGGAGCAUAGAUAAAUAUACGUUAUUUUUUAUAGUAUUCUUAAUAAGUUUAAUUUGUAAAAGCAAGUGUAAAAUUAUUGGAAAAUAUGAUUAAUUAUUGUAAUUGAUUAUUAUUUUCAUAGUUAUUACAAUUAGUGAAUUCGUAAUUUUUU